AAAAUAUUGACAUAUUAUGAAGAGGCCUGUGUAAUGAUUACCGCAACUUUAAAGCAUAAAUAUAAUAGCCUUAAGUCAAAUAACGAACUGUUCAUGAAGCAAGAAAAUAGAAAAAGACGAGCACCAUUCGAAUUUGUUGGCUCAAUUUACCAUAUAUUAUUUGGAAUUAUGGAUGCUGACGACCGAGAGAAUAUGGAAUCAAAUAUUAAAAAUAUUUUUGAAAACCAAAAGAAUAUCGCAAAGUUGUUUAAGAGACAGACAUCAAUAGUUGAUUCUACAAUAAAUAUAUUAAAAAAGACAACCGAUGAAGUUAACAAAAAUUUUCAAAAAAUGAAUGAACAGCUAAAUAAAUUUUAUCAUGAACUAGUUAAAGAUCAAAAUGCCGAGCGAAUGACCUUGAUGUUUCAGAUAUUAACCAUUCAAAUAGGAAUAGUUAUGGACGAAUGUGAAGAUAUCCAAACUUCGAUAAUCAAUUUACUAAUUGACAUAAAUCAUGGUCGCAUAAAUCCAAAACUAAUAAAACCUUCACAACUUAAUAAAGAAAUUGCACUUAUCAGAAACAAGCUGCCACACAAAUUAGUACUACCUGGAAAACAGUUCGGUAAUGAAUUAAAAGAAAUCUAUAAGUCGAUGACUGCUAAAGGGUUAAUUGUCGAUUCACGACUAGUCAUAAACAUAGAAAUUCCCUUAAUAUCAUAUGAACCGUCAGAUGCAUACAAAUUAAAUCCACUGCCAAUAAAAUACAAAGGAAACAUGAUUAUCCCUGAUAAAAAGUAUACAAGUUUGAUUUAAAUCAAUAUGUAUUGAUAAACCAAGUCGAUCUAGAUAAGUGUUUAAAAAACUUGGAAGAUCAUUAUCAAUGUCCAGGGAACUGGGCUUGGAAAUCAGCUACGGACAAUUCAUGCGAAGUAGCAGCAUUGAAACAGUUGGAAAAUGAAGUAUGUGGAUUCAAGCCCGCUACAAAUGAAAAUGUUUGGAUUAAAUUAUCUUCUCAAAAUCGUUGGCUUUACAAGUUGUUUAGCAAAUCAACAAUACAUCUAGAAUGUGAUAACAACCAAAAAAUGCGAAUGGAAAUCCCUAAUCAAGGCAUUAUCACAAUAAGAGAAGGAUGUACAGCUCGACAUGAAGGAGUAACUUUAACAGCAUCUCAUCACGUACAAUCCGAGAUCAAUAAAGAAUUGCUAUCUUCUUCUUGGGUAAAAGACAUUGAAGAUAUUUCAGAACUGCGAAUUAAACCUUUUGAUUCGACCUUAAUAAACAACACCAAAGAUAUCCUAACACUCAAACAGCAAAUAGAAUUUCUCAAAAAAGAAAAUAUCAAAUUGAAGGGUAUCAAUUUUCAUCACGUUAGUGGUCAUGCUUCGCUAACUUUAGUUUUCAUAAUAGGGUUAAUCAUAGUUAUUUUAUAUAUAAGAUCAAAAUGUAAAAGAAGAACUGUUGUGGCUGUUCCAUUUGAACUACCAGUUAGACAUAAUCAUAAUUAAGUAAAAUGUCAACAAUCCCAUUUGGCUAAUAUGUUUAAACAACACAAUUUUGGCCCAUGGCAGAAUGUUCAUAAAAUAUGAACAUGAAACUCUGCCGCAAUAGAGAUGGGAUUUUAUAAAUAUAACACAUUCAUACAUACAUAUGCAAACAUACGUAAACCGACGAAAUAAACAGGAAAAAUAUACAGUCCACUAAAUGUUAAAUGCAAUGAUAAGCAAUAGAAUUGUAAUGUGACUCUUGCUCAUAAAAUAUGUGAAAAUUGCUUAUCUGAACAAAAUACAUAAAUUACAGUGUAUACAGAAAACAUAAAGAUAAUAUAAGAAUGAAAGAAACACGCAUACACCAAUAUACCAAUGCACACAAGCAGCAACCGACAACCGAUCAUCAAUUGUUUUAAUACGUGCGUUAGAUGCACUUAAGUCAACAGUGAACCUAAACAAAUAUAAAAGAUCAAUACGUUGGUCGUUUAUCUCCUACAAGGAUUUACUGAUUCUGCAUAAGACACAUAAAUUUUAGUGCACUUAAAAUGCAUUGGUAUCGGAUGUAUACAAUGAAGAUAAGAAUACACAUUUACACACAUAUACGUAGUUAAGAAAUUAGUAUUAGAAAAUGUAUAUAAGAAAGAAAUAUUCAAUAAAGAGGU
Molecule: messenger RNA, 2128 nt
Organism: Anastrepha ludens (Mexican fruit fly)
Lineage: Eukaryota; Metazoa; Arthropoda; Insecta; Diptera; Tephritidae
Exons: 1
Coding region: 34-792 (252 amino acids)
Source: RefSeq, a predicted model, not a curated record